Molecule: messenger RNA, 1920 nt
Organism: Cimex lectularius (bed bug)
Lineage: Eukaryota; Metazoa; Arthropoda; Insecta; Hemiptera; Cimicidae
Product: protein Wnt-4-like
Exons: 6
Coding region: 118-1068 (316 amino acids)
Biological process (GO): multicellular organism development; neuron differentiation; cell fate commitment
Cellular component (GO): extracellular region
Molecular function (GO): cytokine activity; frizzled binding
Source: RefSeq, a predicted model, not a curated record
AGCCCAUUUAAGACUGUUUAUUUAAUACAUAUUUAAUUGAUGGUUUUGUUUAGUUUACGAACUAUUUUCUUAUAAACUUUCACAGUUAGUUCAGUGUAUCGAGAAAGGCCGGACGCAAUGUAUCUCCUCAUCUUUCUCAUACUCUCAUCUAACGCGAACAGCUGUAGUGUGAACGAGAGAGGAACGCCAUCCGCUGAUUGUCUAGAAACGAGACAAAACGUAAAAUUUUGGAAAGGGAAGUCCAUUUUGCAAAGACGCGCUGAAAGACUUUUCUGGGGCAUAAACCAUAUCCGUCAAGAUGGUGUUUCAAAUGAAAAGGUUUUACAAAGAGCUACAAACCAGGUUAAAAAAGCCUGCGAGACCAUCUUUCGAUUUGAACCGUGGAACUGUACCAUCAAAAGAGAAACUUUCAAAAAAGCCAGUCGAGAGACAGGUGUACUGUACGCAAGUCUUGCAUCGAGCAUUGCAGACAGGAUAGCCAGAGACUGCGCAAAGGGCCAAAUGAAUUCAUUUUGCAAAAGCUGCAACCCUGACUGGCCAAAUCCCGGCUGCUCCCAACUCAACCAUGCUUGCGAAUAUGUGAGCAAUUUUUUGUCACUCAAGCCUCAAGAUGGUCACAUACAGCACAACGUCCUUGUCCACAAUUCGCUACUUGGACUCAAGAUAUUACUUGCUUCGGGUAUUAAGAAAUGCAAAUGUCACGGGUUUUCUGGUGCGUGCUCAUCAAAAACUUGUUGGAAUGUGCCAUCACCUUUUGUUGUCGUUUUGGCACAUUUAAAAAUAAAAUAUCAAUUAGCUCAACAAUGGCAACUUUCAAACAGAAUUAAAACUCCAAUCAUCAAUAAACUCCCAAACUUAGGCUACAUUGACCCAUCUGAAGACUUUUGCAAGUAUUCAAAAGGCAGGGCUUGCAGCGAUGUUAAGAACUGCGAAGAAGUCUGCUGCGGUAGAAAUUACACAGGGCGUAUUGUGAAGCAGCGCAAGUAUUGCGACUGCCGUUGGUAUGAAAACUAUGAGCUCAAAUGCAAUAUUUGCCUGACUUUUGACACUGAAUUUGACUGUAUUUGAAACGUUUGCAUUAAUGUUCAUAAAAUUCAUACUUCUGCGGUGAUUAGUCAAUUUUAGAUCUAAAUUUAUAUCCUAUUAGUCUUAUAGUUUUAUUUUCCAUGCUCAAUUUUAAAAUUUUGAAUAUUGAAGUAUUAUCAAACUGUUAUAUUGCGUUUUGUUUUUUAAGUAAGCAAACAUAACAUUUAAUGUCUAUUGUGAAAUAUCCUCAUGAGUGCGAGAUAUAGUUACCUAUCAUCUUGGUCAGCCUAUCCUCCAUGAUUUUGUAUGUCGGAUGCCUUUCGGUAGAUUUGAAUGGCUAAAGAUGGAAAAAUGUCAAAUCGCAUCUGACAAAUAAAAUAGUGAGGAUAGGGAGACCAGGAUGAUAGGUAAGUAUCAAACUAUAGAUUUUAAUUGUAAUUUGAUCAUUUCUGCUUUUCUCCUCGCUGCUUUACUGGAAGAUCGGAAACAACCAGACAAAAGGCUCAUCACCCUGCAGACCUCAACAAGGAACCAUAUAACAUUUAAUUGUUUGUUAAUCUUACUUAACUAUUCAAACGACAAAACAUUGUACAACUAAUUUCUUGUAAUUACUGACAGUAAUGUACUCAUUUUUUUCUCAAAUUGUUCAGAAGCAAAUGUCAUCAAACAUUGGCCCUCUUUUAUUAUUUUUAUAAAGGCUAUAAAAUCAUAAUAUUUUAUUGAAAUUAUAAUGUAAUACAAUAAUUAAAAUUAUCACAAUGAUAUCACAGUGUUAUGGUAUUAUAUGUAACCUGCAGGAAAGGCGUUGAAGAUAGCAAUUUGAAACAUUAACAUUUGAUAAAUGGACAAAAAAAAUAGUCGUUAGUAUGUAGUAAUUAUGUUUUAACAUAAAAA